AUGGCAACGUUAUCGAGUCUCGACGUGAACACGACGAAUCCUGCGGUUGUUGCUUGGUGUUGGAACGAUGCGACACGCUUCUUGGCCGAGCCUGAUCCCCAAAUCAGGGACAUCACCUUUACGACGCGCUUCGAUAGCAUAGCAACAUUCUUUCAAUUAAAUAUACCCAUCAGAAUCAAGGGGAUCAAGACCGGCACGACUUUGAUCCUUAGAAUAUCUCCUUCAUUCAUCUCUUCAUUUGAAAUCACUCCAAAUCCUACCGUCCCUAGUGCUGUGCGGGACAAAUUCCACUCCAGUACCCUCUGUCUCAACUUCCGCCUCAAUAGACACCCCGAAGUCCUCGUUUCAGCAGAAGCCCAAGAGCCAUUGGCUCCUCUGCGCGCACAAUCAGGGACAGUUCUGGAUGCGAUCCAUGAACUUGCAAACACUACCGCACUCUCCAUCUAUAUCAAAGACUCAUCAACGGCGCAGCUCCAACCCGUCUGCGAUGCUAUUGGCAACGGUAUCUCGCUCGUUCUUCAAGAUGAUCUUGUCAGCAUGUUCAGUGGCACGGGCGCCAAAAUCGUCACAUUGCCCGCCCCUCAUGCAGACGCUCCCCAUAACGAGUUACCACCGCCGUCCUACGAUCAAACAGAACCUCCACCUCCCCAUGCACCCAUUUUCGAAACGCGGAAGCGGCGGCGCCUCAAAGACGAUAUUCGAGACGAACGCGACGAAGACAUAGCUUUGAUAUGGGCCCAGUUAGAGACAAUGCAAGCUCGAUACGGGGCGGAGAUCAAGGCCCUCAGAGAAGAAAACCUAGACCUUAGGGAAGAGGUAGAUGACUUGCGAAAGCAAGUCGCUGCGUCUGAUAAGCGCCACAAAGAUCUGAAAGAGGAGUUUGACGCGCUGGAAACCAGGACGGAGAUCAAGGCCGAUGAGUUGGGCGAUGAGAUGGAUGUCAAGAUCCUUGAUGCGAGGUCCGAUAUACAGGAUUUGGCGGAGAGUGUCAAGUCCGUGAGAGAGGACGUUGACCAGGACAGACUGGUAGACCGUGUUAAAUACAAGGUGCUCGAGCAUAUAAGGGGGGCAAGUUUGUCUUUCGAUAUGCCGCCGGCUGAUUGA
Molecule: messenger RNA, 1104 nt
Organism: Fusarium poae
Lineage: Eukaryota; Fungi; Ascomycota; Sordariomycetes; Hypocreales; Nectriaceae
Exons: 1
Coding region: 1-1104 (367 amino acids)
Source: RefSeq, a predicted model, not a curated record